Molecule: messenger RNA, 1826 nt
Organism: Medicago truncatula (barrel medic)
Lineage: Eukaryota; Viridiplantae; Streptophyta; Magnoliopsida; Fabales; Fabaceae
Exons: 8
Coding region: 67-1650 (527 amino acids)
Source: RefSeq, a predicted model, not a curated record
UUGUCAGCACAUCAAUCGCCGUUGCACCAAAAUUGCCGUCUGAAAUCUCAAAAUUGUGCAGGAGCAAUGCCAAAGUCCAGGAGGAUAAAGAAUUUCCUUAAAGUAUCAAAUGAGAGCUCUUCACAUGGUGCAUCUUUCCCCAAUCUAACUUCCUCACAACAUCCACAAGAAGAGGUUGCAAGUUCACAUCGUGGAGCAAAGGUAUCAGUUCAGCCACACAAUCAAACAUCCUUGCAAUCUACACAACAAAGGGUUGCACGCUCUAUAGAGGUUGCACGCACUACACAGGUUGUAUCUGCCUCCAAUGAUCAAAAUCAAGCUCCACAUGCAUCACAAAAUGAAUCCCCUACACUGGUUGCUGCAAGUAUAUCGUCUCAAAUACCAAAUCAAACACGCUUGCAACGUGAAGCUAAUGCACCUAUUCAGCAAACCAAUCUAACUUCCUCACAACAUGAAGCUAAUGUACCAGUUCAGCCACCCAAUCUAACGGCGCAAUCUGCGCAACCAAUGGCCGCACGUCCUCGACGUAGAGGUGGACGAGAAUCUACCCAUUAUUGGUCUGUAGAUGCACUAGAUGAAGAGAAUGAUGCAAUUCGAAAACUUCAUUUGCUGGUUAAGGACAUCAAUAACUUGCCUGAUGGAUUGCGAGUCAUUGUGGAUUUUGAUGAACAACAUACACCUAUUGGAGAGGCUGCUGGUUUUCUUUCUGGAGUAUGUGGAUUAGUAGCAACACAUAGUCCCUUUUUCCCUAUAAGUUUGGAUAAGUGGUCAGAUAUGCCAGCUAAUUAUUUUGAUACACAAUGGAAAGAACUCUUUGAGCGUCGAUUCUGUUUCAAUGAAGUUGAAGAUCUAGCUAAAAGAUAUAUUGAGGGUUCAAUUGGCAAAAAGUGGAGAGAGUAUAGACUUAAACUAUUUGAUGAUAACUUCGAUCCUACUUUGAGCAAGAAUGAAAUUGUCAACAAUAGACCUGAGAAUGUUCCCUUGGACCAUUGGGUGAAAUUUGUUGAAUAUCGCUUGAAACCCGAGACUAUGGAAAUGUGCAAGCGAAACAAAGAAGCGAGAAAGAAACAGAUUUUUAAUCAUACGUGCGGCGCCAUGACUUUCGCGAGGAAAAGACAUAUCCUAACUCUUGAGGCUGGUAAGCCUGUCGGCCGGGGUCCAAUGUGGGAUAUGACCCACAAAAGGGCAGAUGGGAAGUAUGUGAAUGAAGAAGCUCAGAAGAUAGGGGAGAAAAUUUGCAAUCAUAUAGCUGAAAACCCUGAUGGUUAUUCUGAAAUUUCUCCAAAUGAUAUUGUUGGCAAGAUAUUUGGAAAAGAGCAUUCUGGCCGUGUUCGAGGAAUGGGCAUGGGAGUGGUUCCUACUAUUGCUUUUAAGCAUACUACCACACGACUUAGCGGUAUGGAGUUUGGCUCUUUUCGUGGUAGUACUUCAAGCGGCAGUUCUGGAUUGGUGAACCAAAAACUUGCAACUAUGGAGGCUCAAAUUACAACACUUGUUGGCUACGUUAAAGCGAAGGAAGGUGGUUCACUGCCUCCAGAGUUAGCUGCUGCCUUAUUUCCCAAUGAUACACUACAGGCAUCAAAUGUAGGAAGUGGAUCUCCAACACCCAAUGACAUAACUAGAUCAUCAGAUGAAAGCAAUGCAUGUUGAGCAUGAGAGUCCAAAUUUUAGUGACAUCAGUUGUGGUCAUUUUUAUGUUUUGAAACUUGUUAUUUUGAGAAUAGCUAAAGAUGGUGGAAAUGGUUUGUGUAACUUUAUGUUUGAAAACUUGUUUAUAUUUGAGACUUGUUUAUUUUGAGAAUGGAUAUUUGUAUCAAACUCCACUU